Messenger RNA from Arachis ipaensis, 582 nucleotides. NCBI's taxonomy places the organism in Eukaryota, Viridiplantae, Streptophyta, Magnoliopsida, Fabales, Fabaceae. The record is from RefSeq and is a predicted model, not a curated record.
AUGGCGGCGUCCAAGGACACUCAUGGAGGGAGCUCUAGUCAGGGGCGUGGCAAGUAUUUUCAUCCUAGAGGGAAAAGCUUCAAGAGAGGAGGAUAUGCGCCUCAAGGUCAAGGAGGUUUCAGGAAGAACACUCAGACUCAGUUUCAGUAUGCUAAGGGGAAAGGAAAUCAGAGUAAGAAUUCUCCGGAUUUGACUUGUGUACGUUAUGGGCGUUUCCAUCCUUAUGACUCAUGCAAAAUUGGUUUAGGUGGUUGUUUCAAUUGUGGGUUGCCUGGCCACAUUGCGAGGGAUUGCACUCGUGGGAGGAACCAAAAUGCGGGCCAAAGUCAACAUCAAGGUCGAGUCUUUGUUGUGAAUGCCAAGGAUGCUUCUAAGGCGGAUCCGUCGAUGAGAGGUAUAUGUCUAAUUGGUGAUAAGUCCUUAGUUGAAUUAUAUGAUACUAGAGCUACGCAUUCGUUUAUUUCGUUUGCUAAGGUUGAGGAAUUAGGUUUGAAAGUGUCAGAGUUACCUUUCGAUCUGCAUGUACAUACUCCGCAUCAAACAGUUAUGACUAGGUCAAGAUUAAGUAGGUUUCAAGCUUAA